Molecule: messenger RNA, 2281 nt
Organism: Mya arenaria
Lineage: Eukaryota; Metazoa; Mollusca; Bivalvia; Myida; Myidae
Exons: 1
Coding region: 552-2114 (520 amino acids)
Molecular function (GO): microtubule binding
Source: RefSeq, a predicted model, not a curated record
UUUUAAUCUGUGAAAAUGGCAGGUUAGCUUUUUUUGACAUAAGCGACAUGCAGGUUUUGUUAUGACUGAUUGGCCAAUGUCGUUUGGAAGUUGAUUGGCUGACCUCAUAUGGAUGUAAAGUGCAUGUUACACUGAUUCUUACUAUGCUGGACUGUAAUUAGAUUACUGUUUGAUAAAAACUUUAUGUAAUCUGCAUUCUUUGAUCGUAUUCAAGAGAUCCUAAUCCAGAAGCUAACUGCUAGUUGAAAUUUGGGCAUGCAUGUAGAUAUGUGCUUCGUUGGUAUUGACGGGAAUGUGAUUUCAACAGACAAGUGGUUGACUUUAUAACAUCUACAAUCUUUUCAUCUUCAAGAAAGCAUUCUGAUCACUAAAUAAUGAGGUUAAAAAAACUCCUGAUGUCAUGGUAAACUUCUUGUUUAUAAAAAAGGAAGCAUGAACAAGACAAUUUAUUUGUAGCUUCAGUGUUUGAUGAUCUACACAAAUCUUUAUAGACUACGUCAUAGGAUUAAAUAUCAUCUUCUUGGUAAAUACACGAACGAAACUCCAGCAUCAUGAGCAGAACAAGCUCGCAGCCAUCAUUGUCUCCGAUCUCGCUAGUAGAUCACAAACAGGAUGAGAAGAAAGGUGGUAAAAAGACAGAAGAUGUGAACUUUAACUUUCAGUCUCUCAAUGUUAACUCCUCUCUGGAAUCUGAUAAACUGAACCAGUCUAGUGAAACAGGAGAAACUCUGAAUCAGUCUACCUCCACAGCUAUUGAUAAGGCUUUGGCUGUGAACGUCAAGAAACCGCGAGAUAUAAGUCCUAUCAGUGAUGGCGACAUUUCAAGGAGUUCUCCUGCUUAUUCGGAGCAAUGGGAGGAAUAUUCAUCCCCUCGGAAAACUGCAAUGUCAAGCCAGAUGGGCCAGUUUACGCAUCGUUCUCGAGAGAGUGGCCGUCUGUCGCCAGUUCUGGAUGAGACAAGCAUUGACAUGAGUGAUCAGCCUUCACAACAGCACAGGUUUAAUGAACCGUUGAAGAUACGUAAGGGACGAAACUUUGUAGAUUUUAAGCCCCCUUCUCCAACUGUCGUGCACGUUCCUAACAGAAGUUUUGCUCAUGGUCGGUGGACAAAUGUAACUGUCCAGAGAAAAAAUGGCCGCUAUGUGGUCAUUGAACAGCGACCAGUCUAUACCCAGUUUACAGACUCGUCAACCGUGAAACGAGGAUAUCAGAAAGAUCUUUUUGGGCCUGAUAAAUCAUGGACAAAGAAAAAAGCUCCAUGGAGCUGGUCAACGAAAGGCAGUUAUAUUGGAAGAUCUGUGAACAGGGGGUUUCAAGAGCCGUACUUGCCACCAAUGAAGGAGAGGUACUCUCAUGUAGCAUCUAGGGUCGGUUCCAUGGAUUAUGCCGACCAUGUCCCUGGGGGCGGGACUCACAAAGUGCCAAGUUUCAAGCUGAAAUGGGAAGCAGAGGCGAAAAUUGGAUCAUUACCACCCCCAACAACUAGGUCUGAGGGAGCGCCUGGCCUGAAACUUCCCAGCAUAUCACCGCGAUAUGGUGCGAGUGCAGAUUCUGAGUCGUUUACGACCAUACAUUACACGCCAGGGGGAAAUGUUGUCUUGCGUAAACAGAGGUACUUGGAUGCUAAGUCCCAGGUGGGGUCAUUAGACAAUGUCAGUUAUUCACCAGGUGGAGGGGAUAUUUCCAUACCCCAAAAGUCCAUCAAGUGGAAGAAGGAAUCAAAAAUUGGUUCUUUAGACAAUAUUACCCAUCUACCAAAGAGCAGUAAUGUUCAAAUAUUCAGUGAUAAACUCAAAUGGAAAACUGAACCAAAAGUUGGUUCCCUUGACAACGCUCAUCAUAUUCCAAGGACGAAAAAGUUCAAAGUUCCGAAUUUCAAACAAGACUGGGGCAAAGCUGUGGCAUCGAGAGUUGACUCAUUAUCUAACGUGGAACACACGCCCAGGGGAGGCAAUGUGCAGAUUAUUGAUGUACCAAAGAAAUGGAAAGGGAAGUCCAAGAUUGACAGUAAAUGGAAGUUUAAUUAUGACUAUAAAAGCUUGUUUGGUGAUGAUUAUGAUGAAGUGGACAGACAGACAUUCAGCAAUGCCAGCAGUUACCCAUACACUGUGUAGAUUGGUGAAAAUUAACAUUUAACACAAUUGUGUUUAUUUUUCAUAUCUCAUUAAUUUGUCUAAAUGAUUUAGCGGAAUAGUGCCAACUGUAUUUAUUACCUUUACAAAUAUUUGCAUAUUUUUUUAUUGAAUAAUUCAAUAAUUUAUUUUUCAUAAUAAAAAUAAAA